UAAAUAGUGAACUUACCUUAUUAAAGACCAAAUUCUGGGCCAGAUAGAGAGCUCAAGUUUGAAGCUGAGAUGGUCUCCUCAACAUGCAUGGUCUUUUUCUUGGUCCUCACCCUGAGUAAUGCAGAAGACACAUGUCCAGGUGGCGGAGAGCAAUUGACCAUACUUCGAGGAUGUCCUGGAGCCGCAGGUGCCCAAGGAGAUAAAGGAGAACGUGGAUCACCAGGAGAGAGUGGUCCUCCAGGAAGUCCAGGAACUGCUGGGCCACCAGGGAUAAAGGGAGACCCAGGUGCUCCAGGGCUUCAGGGACCAAAAGGAGAUAAGGGAGAUCCAGGCUCUCCAGAAGCUUUAUAUACUGCACGGGACUGCAAAUCACUGCUGGAGAAAGGUUUUACCUUCAGUGACUGGUACAUCAUAUAUCCAGAUGGAAACCAACCGCUAGAAGUCCUAUGUGAUAUGCACACUGAUGGAGGCGGCUGGAUUAUUUUCCAGAGACGUUACGAUGGCUCAGUUGAGUUUCAACGUGAUUGGGCGUCUUUCAAGAUGGGAUUUGGCAGCCAUCUAUCUGAGUUCUGGCUGGGGAAUGAUAAUAUUCACAAGAUCACUUUAUCGGGUAAAUGGGAGCUGCGUAUUGAUCUGCAGGACUUUGAUAGUGUAAACUAUUUUGCUAAAUACAGUUCUUUUAAAAUCAUGGGAGAGAGCGAGAAAUACAAGCUGGUACUUGGAGAUUUUACCAGUGGUAACGCAGGAGAUUCUCUGUCGUAUCAGAAUGGGAUGAUGUUCUCCACCGUGGACCAAGACAAUGACCACGAUAUUAAAAGUUGUGUGGAUUUGUUUAAGGGAGCCUGGUGGCAUGAUCAGUGCCACCAAUCCAAUCUCAAUGGACUGUACCUACCUGGGAAACAUGAAACCUUUGCUGAUGGAAUUAAUUGGAAUUCAGGAAAGGGUUAUAAUUACUCCUACAAGAGAUCUGAGAUGAAAAUCAGAUCUGUGAAGUGAAAGAAAGUGCUCAGAACUUGAGUUGUCCUCUUUUCUGAACAUCUAAAAAGUCUGUCUAGAUGUUUCUAGUUUAUCUGUUACUUCGGAAAGCUGGGUGACAACUAACAUGGCCAUUGUUAUAUCUACUGUAGGGGCUGCCACCCAGCUAAUUUCAUAAUCUGCUUAGUUCUGCAUCAGCUUGACAAAGGGGUGAAUCAAGGCUUGUAUUUACUGCUGAUUGUAAGGGAAUUACUCAUUAAUGAGGUUUUCAAGGAGGCAGCGAGUCCCACAAACCCAUCUUUAUUACACUAAGCACACACGUAGGAGAAAGUUUGUAAUAUACUUACUGUUCUAUAGUUGUGUGGAUCAGCCUCUCAGGAACCCAGUAACAUAACACGGGAAAAUCCUGCUCCUGCCAACUUCACAUCCUUUACCAGGCUUCCAGACUUCCAGCUGGGCUACGGACGGGUCGUUAGUCGUUACGUCUACGUUGGAUGGGUCCAGAACUUUUCCUGUCCCUGGCUCUUGUGCAGAUGAGGCAGAUUGGGAAGUUUGAGCAUUUUCCAAGGAGAACAAUAGUUCUGGCCCCAACCAGAGCCAAAGGGAUCCUGGCAAAAGGCAUGAUAUCAACAAUCAGAAACAGGAAUUUCAGAGGAGUAAC
Messenger RNA from Bufo bufo (common toad), 1636 nucleotides. Its product is annotated as ficolin-2-like. Bases 70 to 996 code for a protein of 308 amino acids. Lineage: Eukaryota; Metazoa; Chordata; Amphibia; Anura; Bufonidae. The record is from RefSeq and is a predicted model, not a curated record. The transcript has 9 exons.